Cajanus cajan (pigeon pea) is the source of this 4286-nucleotide messenger RNA. Its product is annotated as putative disease resistance RPP13-like protein 1. NCBI's taxonomy places the organism in Eukaryota, Viridiplantae, Streptophyta, Magnoliopsida, Fabales, Fabaceae. The record is from RefSeq and is a predicted model, not a curated record. Gene Ontology annotation, molecular function: ADP binding.
GCUUGCAUUAUAAGUUAUAAAGAAACAUACACUUGUUUGUUCCACACUGCUUUUAUUGUUGACUUGCUGUGCAUCGUUGCUAUGGCUCUUGUGGGAGAAGCUUUGCUUUCAGCUGCUGUGGAGGUGCUCUUGGACAGGAUCGUUUCCCAUGACUUGUUUCGUAGUAAGAAGCCUGACACUUCACUCCUCGAAAAGCUUAGAAUAACACUGCUGAGUGUUGAAGCUUUACUCAAUGAUGCUGAAGAGAAACAAUUCACCAACCCUCCAGUCAAGAAAUGGCUCCAUGCUCUCAAACAAGCUUUCUUUGAUGCUGAAGAUUUGCUUGAUCAAAUCAACACUGAGGCUUUGCGAUGCAAACUGGAAGCCAACUCUCCGACUCAAUCCACUACUCAUCAGGUCCUCAACUUCCUUUCUUCUCCUUUCAACAAGUUUCAAAAAGUUAUCAAUUCUAAAAUACAAGACUUGUUUCAAAGAUUAGAGCACUUAGCACUGCAAAAAGACAUCCUUCAGCUGAAAGAAGGUGUUUCAAGCAGUGUUUGGCAUGGAACUCCUACAAGUUCUGUGGUUGAUGAAUCUACUAUUUCUGGCCGAGAUGGUGACAGAAAGGAACUUAAGAAAUAUUUGAUGUCUGAGGAUGCUGGUGGUUCUAAAAUAGGAGUGGUUUCCAUAGUGGGCAUGGGAGGGCUUGGCAAAACUACACUUGCUAAACUCCUUUACAAUGAUUUAGAUGUACAAGAGAAAUUUGAUCUGAAAGCAUGGGCUUAUAUUUCAAAGGAUUUUGAUGUUUGCAGGGUUACUAAAACCAUUCUUGAAUCUGUCACUUACAAAUCCAUCGAUACAGAUAAUUUGAAUAUUUUCCAAGAGAAACUGAAAGAGAGCUUGAGUCAUAAAAGAUUUUUGAUUGUAUUGGAUGACAUAUGGGAUGGAAGCUAUGUUGACUGGAACAAUCUAAUGGACAUUUUUAGGGCUGGAGAAAUGGGGAGUAAAAUUAUCAUCACAACACGAGAUAAGAGUGUUGCAAAAGCCAUGCAAACAUAUUUGCCUAUCUACCGUCUCACACCUCUUCCUAGUGAUGAUUGUUGGUCUUUACUUUCUAAGCAUGCAUUUGGAGCAAAUAAUUGCAGCAAACAAUCCAACCUAGAAUUAAUUGGUAAAGAAAUUUCAAAACAAUGUGAUGGCUUACCAUUAGCUGCAGUGGCACUCGGGGGUCUUCUUCGCACCAAUUUAUCAGAAAAUUAUUGGAACAAGGUAUUAAAAAGUAACGUUUGGGAUUUGCCAAAUGUUAAGGUGCUACCAGCUCUACUAUUGAGCUAUCAUUAUCUUCCUGCUCCUUUAAAACGAUGCUUCACUUACCUAUCUAUAUUUCCAAAGAACUAUAGGUUAGAAAAAGAUAUGGUAGUUCGGCUAUGGAUUGCCGAAGGCUUGGUUUGUCAGUCCAAAAGUGACAAAACUAUAGAAGAAAUAGGUGAUGAAUACUUCGAUGAACUAGUAUCAAGGUCACUAAUACAUCGAGGGUCACGUUCGGGACAAGCAAUCUUUGAAAUGCAUGACCUCAUCAAUGAUUUAGCCACAAUGAUUUCAUCUUCAUAUUGUCUCAGGUCUGAGGAACCAAUUUCACAUGCAAGCUUUGAAAGUGUUCGUCACUUUUCAUACAAUAAGGGUUUCAAUAAAUUUGAUUUCCCUUAUGGAUCAAAAGGUCUGCGUACGUUCAUAGCAUUAUCUAAUCUUUAUGAUCUUCAUCUAUCAAACAAGGUAGUACAUGACUUUUUACCAGUAAUGAAACAGUUAAGGGUGUUGUCCUGGUCAAGGCAUGCCCAUAUCACUGAAUUGCCUGAUUCUCUUGGAAAUCUAAUUUACUUGCGAUACUUAGAUCUAUCUCGCACUAAAAUUCAGAAAUUGCCAGACGCAACAUACAAGCUCUAUAAUAUGCAAACCUUGUUGUUGUCCAAUUGUAGGUUACUCACUAAAUUGCCCGAGGACAUUGGAAAUUUAAUUUACCUGCGAUACUUAGAUCUUUCUUACACUAAAAUUCAGAGAUUGCCAGAUGCAACAUGCAAACUCUACAAUAUGCAGACCUUGUUGUUAUCCUAUUGUCAGUUACUCACUGAAUUGCCUGAGGACAUUGGAAAUUUGGUAAAUCUACAACACCUAAACAUCAGAGGGACUAAUUUGAAGAAGAUGCCUAUACAAAUAGCCACACUACAAAAUCUUCAUACCCUAUCUGACUUUGUCAUCAGCAAAACGCCAGAUGGAUUGACGGUUAGAGAGCUGAAAAACUUCUCCCGUCUACGAGGACAACUUUCCAUUUUAAAGUUACAAAAUGUUACUGACCCCUCUGAAGCUGCCCAAGCCAAUUUGAAGAAGAAAGAUCAAAUAGAUUCUUUAGCAUUAGAAUGGGAUUGCGGUAUGACUGAAAACACGCAAAUUGAGAGGCUUGUACUUGAACAGCUACAGCCACCAAUAAAUUUGAAGGAACUGAGCAUCAGAUUCUAUGGUGGAAGCAGCUUCCCUAAUUGGUUGGGUGAUUCUUCAUUUGGUAACAUGGUGUCAUUGUGCAUCAUGCAUUGUUAUUAUUGUUGGUCAUUGCCUCCCCUUGGACGAUUGGUUAGUCUCAAAAGACUCUACAUUUGUGGGAUGAAAUCAGUGAAGACUGUUGGUACUGAAUUCUAUGGAAGUAAUUCAACUUCAUUUCAACCAUUUCCCUCCUUGGAGACCCUAAGCUUUCGAAGAAUGCCAGAGUGGGAGGAAUGGAACUUGAUUGGAGGUACUACUAUAGAGUUUCCAAGGCUAUCAAAACUAUUUCUCAAUGAUUGUCCCAAACUUAAAGGAACCUUACCCAACAAUCUUCCUUCAAUUAGUUUUGAAUUAUCCGAUUGUCCUCUAUUGGUUCCAAUGGUCUGUCCCCAACUCCGAGAAAACUUAUCAACCAAUUCCCUUUCCUCAAUUUUUCUCGAGUCCACCAACUGCAUGGUAGACUUAACUAUCUCAAACAUUACCUCCCCAGCAUCCUUAAGAGAUGGUCUGCCCACAACAUUGCAAUCUCUCACUUUACAUGAUUGUGAGAAAUUGGAAUUCUUACCUCAUGAUUCCUUGCACAAUUACACUUCACUUAAGAAUUUGGAAAUGCAUAGAAGCUGUUAUUCACUGACUUCCUUCACCUUAGGUUGUCUCCCUGUGCUCGAAAAUCUUGAGAUUUCUGGUUGUAAGAAUUUGAAAUCCAUUUCUUUUGCAGAAAAUGCUUCCCAGAGUCUUUCACUUCUUCGACAUUUGGUCAUAGAGGAUUGUCCUGAACUCGACUCACUUCCCGAGGGCGGAUUGCCCACUCCUAACCUCAUUGAUUUGAUGGUGUCCAACUGUGGUAAGCUUAAAUCACUCCAGCUACAAAUUAACACUCUUAAUUCCCUUCAACGUUUGAUAAUCAAUGGUCUCCCAAAUCUCGAGUCUUUCGCAAAAGACGGUUUGCCUAUCAAGCUACGGCAAUUAGAAGUCGGUAGACUUGGGGGGAGUUUCUUGACAACAAUUAUCCGCGACUGGGGUUUGCAGAGGCUAACUUGUCUUUCAAAGUUGUAUAUUGAAGGUGAAGUUUUGAAUGUGCUCAUGAAGAUGAAAAUGUCAUUGCUGCCCACUUCUCUUGUGCGGUUAGAGAUAUAUAAUCUUUGUGAUAUAAAAAGCUUGGAUGGGAAGUGGCUUCAGCAUCUCACCUCUCUUAAAGAGCUUCAUAUUGAAAAUGCUCAACAACUUGAAUCCUUACCUGAAGAGGGAUUGCCUUCUUCUCUUUCAAAGUUCACCAUCUGGACAUGUCCAUUACUAGAAGCAAGUUGUGUCAAAGGAGAGAAAGAGUGGCCUAAGAUUUCUCACAUUCCAUACAUAACUAUCAACGGUGAAACGAACACAUAAUUAAUGCUCAGGAAAGCCUUUUAUUUCUAGCCAUCAUUGGUAGUCUACAAUAUUGAUGCAGACUCUGAAGCAAACUUUUAAAGCUUAAUACAAAGUUGAAUCUCGAGAUUCUUUCUGCUGAGUUAAAGAUUCUGUCAUCAUCCACAUCUCACUUUAGGAUCUGGGCGGGUCAUUGUAAAAUGGUGACAAAUAUUGUCUCUACUUUCCUUUAUUCUGUAAACAUCUGUUGCAGUUUCCAUUUGCAAUGUUGUACCAAAACCUCUGUCAUUGUCCUAUAAUUUGUUUGUGAGAGUGUGAGACCUUAUAUUUUUACAGUCAUUUGUACUUCUUAAAACUGGAAAUUUUCAUUAUUGCUUUCACUCAAAUAUUCCUCCAAUCCUCUUUAGUCU